AUGUGCACUUCAGAUGACAACGAAUACAAAAAGUCGCCUACUCCAGACUCUUCUGCAGAUACAAACAGUGCUCUCGGGACAAAGAGAAGAAAGAAGAGAAAGAACACCAACGUGGCAUGCGUGAACUGCUCGAGAUUACAUGUUUCGUGCGAAGCCAAAAGACCAUGUUUACGAUGCAUCGGUAAGGGUCUCACAGCCACAUGCGUCGAUGCUCCAAGAAAGAAAAGUAAGUAUUUGGCAGGGAUACCUAACAGAGAACUUCCAAUGAACAUACAACCGGACCACCCACCUCGUAAGAUUAUGAUACCGAUUUAUAAUAAUUCCAACAAUAACAGUACCGUGAACAUAAAUAACAUGGGGGAACAGCAAAAAUUUACCAGCCCACAGCACAUUGUCCACAAGGCCAAGUUUCUAUCGAACGCUGCCGAUUCUGAGUACUCUAUUCUCUCAAAUAUCAUUCAUCAAGACACGUUAUCUAAUAAAAUCCCUAUUGACAUUUUAUAUUCAAACACUAAUUCCACAUCCAACUCCACCAUAGGUAAUAGCAGCAAUAACAGUCCCACGGGAACAAAUACGAGCCCUGAAGAAACUGAAAUGGAGAAAAUCCGCCAGAUUUACAGCCAACAGCGAGCAAACAUGGCCCCACACCCGUAUCCAUCUUCCAAUCAAAACGUUUAUUCUAUUCUACUGGGACCAAAUUCGGCCAAAAUCGUGGCCUCGCAGGUUAAUCUGUUUGCAAACCAUUUCCCCUUGAUGCCUGUUGACUCAGCUGAUAACUCCUUGAACUUUAAGAGAUUACUGCCACGGGAUCCAUCAGAAAAGAGCUCCCAGAUAAAUUGGGAUGCAAGCAUAAACCAGUAUUACUUGAACAGCGAGAUGGUAACAUUCCCUGAGCUGGCGAUCCCAUUGAGGCGGAAGAAAAACCACUUAGUCUCUGUAUCGCUGGAAAGCUGCUCUCCGGACGCCACAAAUAUCAAGAGCAAUGUGGAAUGGGAACAUUCACUACGAUACUCUACGCCAAUGGAAAUAUACACGUCCAUAAACGCCGCUUUUUCGCAUACACCUGGAUUUCAUCAUCUUUUGGUAUACCUAAAACAUCGAUUCAACCAGCAGGAUCUGGUGAAGAUGUGUCGGUCAAUCGCCGAAUUUCGGCCCAUUUUCAUUGCAUGUUCUGUGACAUUAACUGAAGAGGACAUGAUAUUCAUGGAGCAAUGCUACCAAAGAACUUUAUUAGAAUAUGUAAAAUUUAUCGGACAGAUCGGUACUCCGACAUGUAUUUGGCGAAGAAAUGGCCAAAUUUCCUACGUCAACGAAGAAUUUGAAAUCUUAUGCGGAUGGACAAGAGAGGAGCUGUUGAACAAGAUGACCUUCAUUGUGGAGAUCAUGGACGAUGAAAGCGUACGUGAUUAUUUCAAAACGCUCUCGAAGGUCGCGUAUAGGGACUUUAAAGGAUCUGAGAAGAUGAAAGUUUGCAGACUCUUAAGUCCUAUCAAGGGUAAAAUAGUUAAUUGUUGUUGUAUGUGGACACUAAAAAGAGAUGUCUCCGGGUUGCCCCUGAUGAUCUUGGGUAACUUCAUGCCCAUACUCAAUUGA
This is a messenger RNA of Saccharomyces mikatae IFO 1815, 1593 nucleotides long. It is a transcript of the gene ERT1, whose product is annotated as Ert1p. Gene Ontology annotation, molecular function: RNA polymerase II transcription regulatory region sequence-specific DNA binding; zinc ion binding; DNA-binding transcription factor activity, RNA polymerase II-specific. Bases 1 to 1593 code for a protein of 530 amino acids. Gene Ontology annotation, cellular component: nucleus. The transcript has a single exon. NCBI's taxonomy places the organism in Eukaryota, Fungi, Ascomycota, Saccharomycetes, Saccharomycetales, Saccharomycetaceae. The record is from RefSeq and is a predicted model, not a curated record. Gene Ontology annotation, biological process: regulation of DNA-templated transcription; cellular response to starvation.